AUGAAACGUUUGAAGCAGCAGCUCUACUCUGAUCCUAUAGGACCUAUACCAGUUGAUCUACUAAUCGAUAUCUUCUCUCGAGUCCCUAGAGAGUCUAUAGCAAGGUUUCGUUGCGUAUCGAAAUCGUGGGGAUACAUACUCCGUCGUCCCGAUUUCACCGAGUUGUUUUUGACCAAGUCUUCCACUCGUCCAAGGCUCUUUUUCACCGUGAAAAUUGAUGCUGAAAAAGUUGUUCUUCUACUCAUCACCACAACCUCAAAAUCCAGAUGA
Messenger RNA from Microthlaspi erraticum, 270 nucleotides. NCBI's taxonomy places the organism in Eukaryota, Viridiplantae, Streptophyta, Magnoliopsida, Brassicales, Brassicaceae. The record is from the annotation of a GenBank genome assembly.